AGAGUUCCUUUGCCAGCUUCCACAGUUUCUGGGGUCAUGGUUGUGUUUUGAAGAAACCUGUUACUCAUGUCUCAUCUUCAUAGACUCAUAGUUUAUCUAGCUCAUAUGUUAUAGGCAGAUAGGUAGUCUUGACCUCUAAUUUGGCGAUUUAAUGUUUUUUGCGGGUGUUUGUUACCAACGAUGAAUACAUGAUAACGAAUAUUCGAGUACUUACCAGCAGACGAAUCAAAUCAACAAUGCUCUUUUGACAACUUAUCUUAAAGUGUCCCUAGAGGUUUCUCCAACUCAUCUUUCAAGUGACCCGUAGAUAGAGGAUAAGAAAUGGGCAUGGGUGCGGGAAUGGGGGGAGUUCAUAUUGAGCUCAAGUUUGCUAAGUUUGUGUCUCAUGGCAGACCCCGCUGCAGUCAGAAUCACCAUAACUAGGUUGAAGAGAGAUUAUCUGAAAUUCGAGGUAUGAUGAUUCAAGCAUUACUUAUAUUCUGCUUACCAAGAGUGACAACACAUGUUGAUUCUACGUUUUCCUAUGACCCAGUUCUAGCACUCAAGUUUUAGACAUCCACAUACCGAGUCCAUAUGUCAGACAUCCCGAAACAUAGUUGACUAAGCGUACCAGACACCGUGUUCGAAUCCGAGCAGUACAUAUUAGGCCUAUCCAGAGUGGAAAACUUCCGUUUUUGAAUUUGGUGUUGAAUGCAGUUGUCUUGACUAUUUUCAGAGUCUUGACAAUGAUAUCCAUGGCACCAGUAGGUGCAAUCACUUUUAUGGUCUAAGAAGAGCAAUCGUGUGCACUGAAAGUUUAACCAGUAAAAGAAAAAUCAUUCGAUCUCCAAAUUGAGCUGAAUCAGCAUUUUGCAGCAUCUCAUUCUCCUGUGAACUGGCAUUGGCAGGUUUUUCUGGACGGUUUCCUCGUUUCGAGCUGGCAGAUGUAUCUGGGAGAAGCACAGGGUGAGUAAUUGUCAUGGGUUGCAUUAUUUCGAAGAAUUCUGAGCGAACACCCGGAUAUGAAGAGCCUAACGUUCUUGCUGCUGCAACACCUUAGCAUUGUCAUGCGCUCCUUUUGUGUACAUUUAGAAUUAUUACUGCAUCAUGAUAGAUGGAGAUAGUACUAUUUUUACUGCAAGCGAAGUUAAGGCCUUAUACGUGCUCUUCAAGAAAUUAAGCAGUUCAAUUAUUGCCGACGGGCUUAUUCACAAGGAAGAGUUUCAGCUUGCACUUUUCAGGAACAGAAAUCAGAGAAAUCUUUUUGCCGACAGGAUAUUUCAUUUGUUUGAUAUGAAGAGAAAUGGGGUCAUCGAGUUUGGUGAAUUCGUGAGAUCACUCGCCGUUUUUCACCCAAAUGCACCAAUAGAAGAUAAGAUUGCAUUUGCUUUCAGGUUGUAUGACUUGAGGAACACCGGAUAUAUCGAGCAAGAGGAGUUGAAGGAAAUGGUAUUGGCACUUCUUCAUGAAUCAGAUUUGGUCCUCUCGGAUGAUGUUAUAGAAAUGAUGGUGGAUAAGACAUUUAGGGAAGCUGAUACAAAAGAUGAUGGAAGAAUUGAUCAGGAAGAGUGGAAGGACUUUGUGUCGAAGAAUCCUACUCUGAUAAGAAACAUGACUGUUCCAUACUUGAAGGAUAUAACAUUGGCAUUUCCCAGUUUCAUAUUGAGUUCUGAGUCUCAAGAUUCAGAAGUAUGACUGCGUUCCAUCGUCAAGGGAUCGACACGUCGGAUCGAUGUAAUAUAGUACCAGUUGAGGCCUCUGAGCAUCUGCCAAGCACCAGUUAGGCAGUUAUCGUGUAGCGAGACAAAAUCUGAAAGCAGGAAGGCGAACAAGAUGCAGGGCGGUCGUCAAGUCUUUUAGUUGGCCAUUUUUAUCGGCGAAUCGUUGCAUAUUAUCAAUCAUGGAGCACUCGGGGCUUCGUGCGUCUUUCGAGCUUUCGAGUUCAGAAGGGUGUGAGUGGAUAUAUGGAAGAGAGGCAUUUUGCGAUGUAUAGAUAGAAAUUUUCAGGGACUUUAAGGUUUAAAAAGGUUGUGCGUAUGUUUGAUAGAUCGUCGGAUUAUUAGAUGAAUGUAAUAUAAUAGUCGAUACAGGGAUGAUCUCUCCUGUGCCCAAGGAGAGUUUUGCCGAAGUCAGUAGAAGAAAGUUUGAUUCUCAAAACAGGCUGCUCUCUUGUCGCUUGGUCUCCUCUCAUUUCAUC
Molecule: messenger RNA, 2176 nt
Organism: Rhodamnia argentea
Lineage: Eukaryota; Viridiplantae; Streptophyta; Magnoliopsida; Myrtales; Myrtaceae
Product: calcineurin B-like protein 4
Exons: 9
Coding region: 1087-1674 (195 amino acids)
Biological process (GO): calcium-mediated signaling
Molecular function (GO): calcium ion binding; kinase binding
Source: RefSeq, a predicted model, not a curated record